Molecule: messenger RNA, 3442 nt
Organism: Abrus precatorius (Indian licorice)
Lineage: Eukaryota; Viridiplantae; Streptophyta; Magnoliopsida; Fabales; Fabaceae
Product: exocyst complex component EXO70B1
Exons: 1
Coding region: 327-2327 (666 amino acids)
Biological process (GO): exocytosis
Cellular component (GO): exocyst
Molecular function (GO): phosphatidylinositol-4,5-bisphosphate binding
Source: RefSeq, a predicted model, not a curated record
GGUGUUUGUACAAGUCUCCAACUAAGCCGGCCAACAGUGUCUGUUUCUUCCCCAUUUUUCUGUCCUCCCAAACAGUCCCCAACAAUACUUAACCAAAAAUAAAAUAAAAAAGAAAAAUAAACAAAAAUUCUGACAUAUCCGAGAAUAAUGCUCACCACCAUAUCUUCCUUUCGCUUUUCUCUUUCCUUUCUCACUCCAACAUUUCCAUAGCCCCAAACCCUUCACUUCACCCCUUUUAUUCUUUCACACCCACAAAUCUCAGAAAAUUAUAAGAUUAUAAUAUAAUAAUAAUAAAAAAACCCUAAACCGUUUCGGUGGAGGUAAGAAUGGCCACCACCACCACCAGUCUUGGCGCCGCCGCCGGCGGAGACGACCGUGUCCUGGCGACGGCACAGCAGAUCGUAAAGAGCCUCAGGACUGCGAAAGAGGAUCGCGAAGACAUGCUAUUGAUCUUCUCCACCUUCGAUAACCGCCUCUCCGGCAUCUCCGACCUCAUCAACGGCGAGGAUUCCAAGUCCUCCGAUGACGAAGACCUCGACCGCUUCGAAGCCGCCGAGAAAGUCAUCCUCACUGACGCUUACCUCUCCGGCGAACCUUCUCGCCAAUCCGCAUCACCCUUCAACCCUCCGAACAACCCCGCCGAGUACUUCUCCGCCGUCGACGAAAUCAUCCACUGGAUGGAGCAAUUCUCGAUUGCGCCGCCGUCCGCCGCUGGAAGAACCGGCCAGAUCAUAGUUGACCGCGCCGAGAACGCGAUUCAACUCGCGAUGUCGAGGCUCGAGGAGGAGUUGCGCCACCUGUUGAUUUGCAACACCAUCCCUCUCGACGCCGUGAGCCGCUACGGUUCGAUCAGGAGGGUUUCCCUUUCCUUCGGUUCUCACGACGGCGCAAUCGAUGAAAACCUUGAGAGCUUUGGCGAGGUCAGCGAUCGCGGUUCUCAUCGGUUCCACGAGCGCGGUGCGAGUUUGGGAGACGAUUUGUUCGACGAUUUGGUGCGUCCGGAAGCGGUGCAGGACCUCAGAGAAAUCAUCGAUCGUAUGGUUAGGUCUGGUUAUGAAAGAGAGUGUCUUCAGGUUUAUAGUAGUGUCCGUCGUGACGCUUUGGAUGAGUGUUUGGUGAUUCUUGGUGUUGAGAAACUGAGUAUUGAAGAGGUUCAGAAGGUUGAGUGGAAGAGUUUGGAUGAGAAGAUGAAGAAUUGGGUGCAAGCUGUUAAGGUUGUUGUUGGGGUGCUGUUGAGUGGGGAGAAGAGACUGUGUGAUAGUCUUUUUGGUGAGUUGGAUGAGUUGAAGGAGAUAUGUUUCAAUGAAACUGCUAAAGGGUGUGUUAUGCAGUUGUUGAAUUUUGGUGAGGCUAUUGCUAUUUGUAAGAGGUCGCCGGAGAAGUUGUUCAGGAUAUUGGAUAUGUAUGAGGCUCUGAGGGAUGCGUUGCCUGAUUUGCAGGAUAUGGUUUCUGAUGAAUUUCUGAUUGGUGAGGCCAAUGGAGUUCUGAGGGGACUUGGUGAGGCUGUCAAAGGGACGUUUGCUGAGUUUGAGAAUUGUAUUAGGAAUGAGACUUCCAAGAAGCCAGUCAUGAGUGGGGAUGUUCAUCCUUUGCUUAGGUAUGUUAUGAAUUAUCUAAAGUUGCUUGUGGAUUAUGGUGACCCUAUGGAUUCGCUUUUGGAAAUCCGUGAAGAGGACCUGUAUCGAUUUCAAAACGAUCUUGGUGGUGAUGGUGCCCGGCUAGAGGCCAUGUCCCCCUUAGCACGCCAAAUUCUUUUGCUGAUGUCUGAGCUCGAGUGUAAUCUUGAGGAAAAAUCGAGACUUUAUGACGACAAUGCAAUGCAGCAGGUGUUUUUGAUGAACAAUCUCUAUUACCUGGUUCGGAAAGUGAAGGACUCGGAUCUUAGGAAGGUCUUGGGAGAUGAUUGGAUUCGAAAACGCCGCGGUCAGAUACGCCAGUGUGCUACUGGGUAUCUCAGAGCAGCUUGGAGCAAGGCCUUAUCUUGUUUGAAGGAUGAAGGGAUUGGAGGAGGGAGCUCUAACAAUGCAUCAAAGAUGGCUUUGAAGGAGAGGUUCAAGAGUUUCAAUGCAUGUUUUGAGGAAAUAUACAGGGCCCAGACAGCUUGGAAGGUACCGGAUGAUCAGCUUCGGGAGGAGCUGCGGAUAUCCAUAUCGGAGAAGGUGAUUCCUGCAUACCGCUCGUUUGUGGGGAGGUUUAAGAGUCAGUUAGAGGGAAGGCAUGCGGGGAAAUAUAUUAAGUAUACACCAGAGGAUCUAGAGGCCUAUCUAUCAGAUUUAUUUGAAGGAUCCCCUGCUGUAUUGCAUCACAUAAGGAGAAAAAGUACAUAGUAUAUUAUAAGAUGCUUUUAACAGGUGAACUCAUUUUAUGAGGGUUAGUUGAAAAUGAUUUCCUGUGUCAUGUGUAUCUUCUCCUGGAUAGGUGUUUAUUUUACAGGUGUUAAUGUUAGAAUGGGAUUUUGUGAAAUCAACUCUUCUCUCCCUAACCCCUUCCCAAACAACCAAAAAAGAUUUUUUCUUUGUCCUGCGAAUACUGUAAUAUCUGUUGUGUAUAUAUAUAUAAAUAUUGCCGAGUCUAGUGUCUCCCACAGCUUAUCCAUGUUUUUGUCAUUAAUCACAAUACUUGUUGAAAUGGUACAUUCAUUAGCUACCAUCAAUCCUGAUCUUGUGUAUUUACAUAGCUGCAAUUUGCUUAAUUGCCAAUCAAAGGACAAUGAUUUGUUACCUGUUACAUACCAUAUUAUUUGUGCAUUAUAUUUAGCUGAUGAUAAAAGAGGUGAGGAAAUGUGCGAUAGAUCUAGCAGAAAGUGGAUCUACUCAAGAUUAAAAUUUGCUUGUGAAAAACUUGCAUGUUUAUCAGAAUGUUGUUGAUAAUCCGACAAGAAUCAAUAAAAAGUAGAUCGACAACUUUUACAAUGAUGGUAGAAUCAUGUUGAUUGUUGGAAGUUAUGCACUAGUGAUUGGUGCAGUGAUAUUCUCUGUUGAUACGUUUUGAUCUUUGCCAAUUGCCAUCAUCCAGUACCUACUGUCAACACUGUUAGACACUUAGACGCUACAUUUGUGCACCUUAUCUGCAUUAAGUUUGAACUGCCUUUUUUAAAAUCUCAAUCAGUAGCUCUGGCAAUGUGGAUAUGCUAUGCCUGUCUCAAACUUUUACCUUGGGCAAGAGUAUUUAAACUCAUCAGGGGAUAUGCGUUGUUUACUGUUUCGUUUUUGUGUAAUGAUCUCAUAAGCAUACGCUUUACUCAGUCAUUUACCUGUAUUCAACUUCAUGUCAUUGCAUCAGACAGUCACUGAAACCUGAUAAUUGUCGAAUGCUGCAUGUUCAGGUAAAUUUCUAGAAAAAUUUUUGUAAGAUAAAAAAUUAGUAUAAAAAGUAAAUAAAACAUCUAAGUUAUAAUCAACUUAUCUUAUGAAUUUUUAUAAAUUUUAAAGAAGUUAAAGUG